AUGAAGUGUGGGGCGCCCUUCGCCACACAGCUGGACACAGCGGAGACCCAGGACAUCAUGGACCAGGUGAGGGCCCAGCUUGAAGAGAAAGAACAGAAAUUCCCUGUAUUUAAGGCUGUGUCAUUCAAGAGGGUUGCGGGGACAAACUACUUCAUCAAGAUGCACGUUGGUGACAAGGACUUCAUACACUUGGGAGUAUUCAGAAGUCUCCCUCAUAAAAACAAGCCCUUGAUCUUGUCUAACAACCAGACCAACAAAGCCAAGCAUGGUGAGCUGACCUAUUUCUUUUUUCUUUUUUUUGAGAGGCCCAGCCUCUGUGGCUCCGUUACCUGCAGGUAUUGGGAGAUGCACAGCUAA
Messenger RNA from Nomascus leucogenys (northern white-cheeked gibbon), 357 nucleotides. Its product is annotated as cystatin-B. Gene Ontology annotation, molecular function: cysteine-type endopeptidase inhibitor activity. The transcript is spliced from 2 exons. Bases 1 to 357 code for a protein of 118 amino acids. The record is from RefSeq and is a predicted model, not a curated record. Lineage: Eukaryota; Metazoa; Chordata; Mammalia; Primates; Hylobatidae. Gene Ontology annotation, cellular component: cytosol.